GUAGGGCCAGGCCUCACCACACCUCACCCACCCCCAGCCCAGGGACCGGUUGGGGCGUAUAGGCACCAGGACGUCCUGUGGACAGAGCUGCCGGUCACACAGCGCAAGCCUCGGUCGGGGUCAGUGAUGUGUCCUCUGGGCUGCACAGAGGCAACAUCCUUCAUGGGGUCUUAAUGGUACCACUGAUUCAUGGCCUCUCAUGAAAACAGCUGGCAUUUUAACGUGGUUCUCAGGGCAAAUAUCCCAGUGCCCAGCUUGCUGUGCCUGUGGAGGGUGCUUGUUAAGGUCUUCGUCAGCAGGCCCUGCAGCAGGGUUGAGUUGCUGAGCCACUCUGGGGACUGGGGAGAGAGCUCUUGCUGGCUGGGAAGGUUGGUGGAAAAGCAUGCCUUGGCACUUUGUAAAGUGGCCUCUUUUAAAAGAGAGGAAGGGAUCUCGUUUCCAGAUAUGGAGUAAUAAAUUCUGUUCUUUUCCAUUCAGCAUUGCAGUUGAGCUAACACAGGGAGAGAACCUAUUGCCGUUGUAAAGCAUACAGCUGUUGAUCUGCCAGUGUAUCCCUUUCCCCAGGGCAUUCAUCGUUUGGCUGGCGAAUGGCGAGACUAUUCGUGUCUAUAAAAUGACUAAGAAGGAUGAUGGCAGCUUCACCUUCACUGCAACUUCAGGGGACUUCCCAAAGAAGCACAAGGCUCCUGUCAUUAACAUAGGAAUUGCAGAGACAGGAAAGUUUAUCAUGACAGCUUCCAGUGACACUACCAUCCUGAUAUGGAGCCCGAAGGGUGAAGUCCUGGCCAGCAUUAACACUAACCAGAUGAACAACACCUACGCCAUGGUGUCGCCCUGCGGGAGGUUUGUGGCAUCCUGUGGCUUCACCCCUGAUGUGAAGGUGUGGGAGGUGUGUUUUGGCAAGAAUGGAGACUUCCGGGAGGUGGCCAGGGCUUUUGAGUUGAAAGGCCACACCGCUGGCAUACAUUCCUUCUCCUUCUCUAAUGACUCAAGGAGGAUGGCGACUGUUUCGAAGGAUGGGACGUGGAAGUUCUGGGACACGGAUGUGGAAUAUAAGAAGCAACAGGAUCCAUACCUGCUUCUGACGGGGAAGUGUGAGGUGAUGGAGCCUUGUCGAAUCACCCUGUCCCCUGAUGCUCGUGUCGUCGCCAUCUCUAGUGGCACAGACAUUGUUGUGUACAACACAAGAAGAGGAGAGGAGGAGGAGCGCUUUCUCGCUGUGCAUGGACAGUGCAUAACAGACUUGGCUUUUGACACCAACAGCCGCUACCUGGCGUCGUGUGGGGACCGGGCCAUCCGUGUCUUCCACAACACUGCUGGUCAUCGGGCAGUGGUGGAGGAGAUGGAGACCAUGCUGAAAAAAACUGGGAACAAAGCCACCCGAGAGAGGCUGGAGCAGCAGAUCUCCAGUUCCCGCAACACGCUGGCUGCAAUCUAUGGCAAGAAGCACUAAUCCUUCCCCCACUGUGGCACGUCCUGGCUCUGUACAGUCGCAGGCAGCUGUGUUCUGCCUUUGGGAAUUAUUUUUUUUAAUAACACUGAACAACUUGUAAUAAAAGAGCAUGCAGACUGCGUGCCCAGGGCCUU
Molecule: messenger RNA, 1587 nt
Organism: Harpia harpyja (harpy eagle)
Lineage: Eukaryota; Metazoa; Chordata; Aves; Accipitriformes; Accipitridae
Gene: TBL2
Product: transducin beta like 2
Exons: 5
Coding region: 614-1453 (279 amino acids)
Biological process (GO): endoplasmic reticulum unfolded protein response
Cellular component (GO): endoplasmic reticulum
Molecular function (GO): protein binding
Source: RefSeq, a predicted model, not a curated record